Molecule: messenger RNA, 4087 nt
Organism: Branchiostoma floridae (Florida lancelet)
Lineage: Eukaryota; Metazoa; Chordata; Leptocardii; Amphioxiformes; Branchiostomatidae
Product: lysine-specific histone demethylase 1B-like
Exons: 20
Coding region: 166-2628 (820 amino acids)
Molecular function (GO): protein binding; zinc ion binding; oxidoreductase activity
Source: RefSeq, a predicted model, not a curated record
AUGAUGGGAUAUAUUUCCGAAAACGAGGCUACUCAUUUUACAGUGAAUGAAACCCGCUUCCGACUUUUCCACUCCAAAAAAAUCAUAAAAUUCUCCAAAACUCGUAAACUUUUGGGGCUGAAACUUUGCCAAGUGGAAGAAUAAGCUGUCUUUGACCGAGGCACAAUGUCAGGUAGGGGACGGCGGAAGUCCAACGUCGUGGGAGAUUCCUCGCCACAGGUCGGCACGUCGUCGUCUCGCACGGGACGCCAGGUGAAGCGUAAAGCGCAGGACGACAGUGAUGCGCCGGAGGGGAAGCGAUACAGGAAGUGCGAGAAGGCAGGAUGCUCCGCGACCUACCCCAUUUGUUUUGCUUCGGCCACUGACAGGUGUGCAGGAAAUGGCUACACAUCCAGGUGGUACCAUUUAUCCGCGGGGGAGCAUUUCUGCAACGAGUGCUUCGAAUACUUCUACCGAAGUUACAAAGACGGCUAUGACAUAUACACCAACUGGAAGCGCCAGUGGACGUCCAACGGGAAGAGCGAGGCGAGCAUCAAGGCGUUCAUCGCGGACCAGAAGAUCCCGUACUGGGUCCAGUGUACGCGGCCGAACUGCGGGAAGUGGAGACAGCUGUCCAAGGAUAUGGACAUCACCUUAGAACUACAGCAGAGAUAUGUGUGCGGGAUGACAGCCACUGGUAUAAAGAGUGAGAAAGACCUCUGCAGCACACCAGAAGAUUCGAGAGUUGAGUUGACCCGUGAGUAUCACUGGUUGGAGACCCUGAUCCUACCCCCCCUACUGAAGAGGAGCCCAGCUGCACCCUUCCUCACAGAGUACUACCCUGACGGGGUCGGACUUAGCCCCACCAGUGCCCCCCCUCCCACACAGAGGGGCGGCAAAUCCAAGGUCAAUGGGUCAAAAGGUGCUGAAGACAGUGAUGAUGAAGACCAUGUCCCUAAUAUUCCAGGACUGUGCCCGUAUUUCCAGCCCUUCUACCAGCCCAACGAGAACGGUAAAGCGCUGUGUAUCCGCCCUGACGUGAUGGAAUACGACGAGGUACAAGAGUUCCCAGAGUUUGGAAGGGAACAAACGCUCUACCUGGCACUCAGGAACCUCACUAUAGCACUCUGGACUCUUAACUGUAAGGAAUUUCUGACCCCUCAGAAGUGUGCGGGCCACGUGAUUGUGCGCGGGCUGGUGAGGAUACGCUGUGUACAGGAGCUGGAGCGUAUCGUGUGCUUCCUGUCCAGGAAAGGGCUCAUCAAUACUGGACUUCUCAAGGACCCGCCAGGGGGCGCUCUUCUACCCAAGGACUUUGAUGCUGGUACAGUAGUUGUUAUAGGAGCCGGACCAUCAGGCCUUGCUGCGGCUAGACAACUUCACAACUUUGGCACAAAGGUGAUAGUACUGGAGGCCCAGGACAGAGUAGGAGGCCGUGUGUGGGACGACCACAGUCUGGGCUCAUGUGUGGGCAGAGGGGCACAGAUAGUCAACGGCUGUAUCAACAACCCUGUAGCUCUUAUGUGUGAACAGGCUGGGUUGAAGAUGAGAAAAAUGACGGAUCGCUGCGAGCUGUUUGAAGAGAGCGGGGAGGCUGCAGAAUCCUCCAUGGACAAGAGAACAGAUUUCCACUUUAACGCUAUGCUGGACGCAGUGGCUGAGUGGAGAAAAGAUCAAGACAACACACAGGAUGUACCAUUAGGAACAAAGCUCGCAGAAAUGCACAAAUCUUUUGUCAAAGAAACAGGCCUCACAUUCACGGAGGCUGAAACCAGGCUGAUGCAGUUCCACAUUGGUAACUUGGAGUACGCCUGUGGUUCCGAUCUAAAACAGGUGUCAUCAGUAAACUGGGACCAGAACGAGAUGUUUGCCCAGUUCGCGGGAGAUCACACGCUCAUCGGAGACGGCUACGGGAUCCUCCUACAGAAACUGUCAGAAGGACUAGACAUCAGGCUCAACCAGGAGGUAACACAUAUAGACUACACAGGUGAAGAGAUUGUGGUGAAAACCAAGUCAGGAGAGUACAAGGGCAGUAAGGUCCUGGUAACCUUGCCGCUAGCCGUCCUACAGAAGAACGUAGUGGACUUCAAGCCUCCACUGCCUGACAAGAAAGUGAAGGCCAUCCAGAGCCUGGGAGCCGGGCUAAUUGAGAAGGUUGGUCUGAAGUUCCCUAGUAGAUUUUGGGACUCCCGUGUCCAGGGUGCGGACUUCUUCGGACACAUCCCGCCAACGGAAGACAAGCGUGGACAGUUUGGUGUGUUCUACGACAUGACACCUUCGUCUAAGCAAGCUGUGUUGAUGACAGUGGUAAGUGGGGAGGCAGCACACCACAUCUCCAAACUCAAGGAUGAGGAGGUCAUCGACCUCUGCAUGAAGGCACUGAGGGGCAUGUUCCCAGGACAGAAAGUGCCAGACCCUAUUGGUUAUUUCGUCACCCAUUGGCGGACCCACCCAUACGCACAGAUGGCGUACAGUUUCGUGAAGGUCGGUUCAACGGGCGAGGCGUACGACACCAUCGCAGAGGAUAUAGACCAGAAGGUGUUCUUUGCAGGGGAGGCCACCAACCGACACUUCCCGCAAACCGUGACAGGUGCGUAUCUCAGCGGGGUUCGAGAAGCGAGCAAGAUCGUUGAGCAGCCAUUGUCAUGAAGACUGCUCUUGUUGUUAGUCAUUUCUUCUUAUGCAUGAAGAAAGUGCAAAAAUGUGUGCUUAUUUGAGGUGGUAUCUCACUGCACUAGGGGCACUGGUGUGGCACUGCGGUGUAUGAUAGAGACAAAAAACUAAUUUUCUUACGUUUUGUGUAUUUUGUUGUCUGCUAAGUUAUACUUUUAUGUAUUACGCAAUAUCUAAAUUAUAAGAAAUUGGUGAAAAUAACACAACAGUGCCGCAGUGAAUAAACCCUGCAGUGCCACACCGGUGCCCCAAGUGCAGUGAGAUACCACCUUUACCAUUGUUAGUUCAGAUUGUAUAUAUUGCUUGGUCCAAGACCUCAUAUUUGUUAACUAUUAAGCGCCUUUUCCGCCUUGUCAUUAGAGAAAGUGUCUAGGAAUAAAGGAACGGAAAGUUUUGUUCAAACAAAGCCAGUAAAAGACUGCCAAAGGAUGCAUAGCUUCAAGUGAAGCAUUCGGAACAGAAAACGUAAGUUUCUGUGAACUUUAAGAAAGUAAACAUUUCUGCAAACUAGGUAUUAAGUGAAAGUAGUAGAAAACAAAGUGCAAGUUUCUGCAAUUAUUGAAGUGAAACUUUGUAGAACUUUCAGGAAACUAAGUAAAAUGAAAGUUUCUGUAAACUUAAAAAAGUAAAAGUUUCUCACUGCAAAGUAGGUUAGGGAAAGUUUCAGCAAACCAAGCGAGUGAAAGUUAUUGCAAGCAAGGGAAAGUUUAAGCAGUCUCAGAAGGUAAAUGACAAAUUGCAAGUAUUGAAAACAUGCUUUUUUUUUAAUCUCUGACUCUGCAUGGUAGAGUAAUGAAAAUGCAAAAUCUCAGUAUUUUGUUUCAUUUUAAUGGAGUGGAGAAAAUUUAAGGAUGGAAGAAAAGUAAAGAAGCAAACAGCAAAGAAAUUUCUCAAGAUAUUAUUUAUCAUUUCUCAGUAAAAGAGUUCCUUGCUUUAAAGUGCCAGUGAAAUGAAAUGUCUUCUUCAAAAGUUGAUCUUUUCUGAAAAUAUCUGAUAUUAUCUAAUCUUUGAAUCAAUUGUCUACUGUGUGCUCUUUAUGGGACAGUUAGGAACUUGUUGGACAUCACAGACAGUUUCACACAAAGCAGAAAAGGCCUUGAAUGCCGAAGAUGUAUUACUUUGUAGAAUGUCACUGUCGUGUGACCAGAAAUUUUCCUCGUGUGAAUGGUUUUUUUUACAAUGUUAGAAUCCCAGAAUAUUCUGUGUAUCUGAACAGAAAGCUGACGUACAACCAGAAAUUUUCCUUUUGUGAAUCGGGCCCUAGCUUUACAAGUCUGUGUUUCUCUCGCUAUCUUUUAUAAUCUCUCGCCAGCUGGGGUUGAUGCCCACUCCCCUAGGUGGUUGCAACUGUAGGGCCAGCUGCUAGGAGUCAGGGGUGCCUAAGCAUUUGCACGAACCCUAUGAAAUUUGUACGAAUAUUAUGUGAUACACAUGA